Molecule: messenger RNA, 2343 nt
Organism: Monosiga brevicollis MX1
Lineage: Eukaryota; Choanoflagellata; Craspedida; Salpingoecidae
Exons: 11
Coding region: 1-2343 (780 amino acids)
Biological process (GO): dephosphorylation
Cellular component (GO): cytosol
Molecular function (GO): phosphatidylinositol-3,4,5-trisphosphate 3-phosphatase activity
Source: RefSeq, a predicted model, not a curated record
AUGGCAGCGGCAGGUGGGGAAGAGGCAUUGCCUGUGGCGCCGGCGGACAUGUCGGAUAGCUUGCGGCUGCUGGAGGAUGCCAUUGAUCACUACCGGCACCGACAUGAGGCUUGCUUGGCUCAAAGCGCUGGAGGCGAAGCCGACCCGUCGGCCAUUACCGUCAACGUUCACCCAGAUGUCCAGGUUCAACUCAAUCGAGAGGAUGAAAGCACUGUACGCUUGGCCAACGGCACGGUCAUUCAGCAUCGGUAUGCUUGCCUCGAUCGCCGCGUCUCGUUUCCCACCGUCUUGCUCCUUCUCUCUUUGUACCGGAUCGAUUGUUCAAGCCGGAUCGUCAACCUGGCCUCAACUCGGCAAUCCUUGUCCCAUCGAUCCCUCCCCUCUAGCUUCAACGGCACCAAGAUCGUGUCCUUGCCCGACGGUACCGUUGUGGAAAUCUUGCUGGAUGGUACCCGCUACAUCCGCAAUGCGAGGACCGGGACCAUAUUGACAGAGACAGCCGACGGCGCCCAGAGCGUUUCCAACCCGGCACAGACCCCACUCCAUAAACCGGAAAAGCGGGUCGGCUUUGGUAGUCUGGCGCCCUUGUUGGAGAAACAACAAAUGUACGCUUCGACAACCAACAACGCUGAACACACGGGUACUGCUCAGUCGCCUGCGUUGGACAGCACAACCAACGCCAGUGCUAGCCCCAGUCCCAGUCCCAGUAAAGGUACCACUGCCUCAGCUUCAGCCAUGGACCGAUCGGCCGUUGAAGAACCUGAUGAGGAUCAAGAUGCGUCCCUGGAUGAGCCAGAUUCUGAAGACGAUGUUGAUAGCAGCUCAGAUGAGGAGGAAAUCGAUCGCAAGCCCAGCCUACCAGACGCCGCCUCGGCCGCCUCGGUCGUUGAGCAUGACAAUGUCAUUCACCAGGGCUGGCUGUUCAAGAGUAACGGCCUGCUCGUCUACUUUCCCGAUGCCCCACAAGCUUCGGGUCGGAAUAGUACCCCCAUCAACGCCAUUGACGUUGUAGGAGCCGAGGUGACACAAUCUACCAGCAGUAAACGUCCCCAUGGCUUUAUCGUCGCCUCGGAUCAGAGUGCCAAACGUCGCAGUAGUGCCACCAAUAAGCGCGAGUACGGUCUUGCUGCUCAUUGUCUCGUUCAAAACUACAAAGCUGGGACUGCGCUCACCAACGGCCUGCCACUCAUAACCACGUCGAGUAGAAAGUAUGUCCUUGCUGGCAGCAGCGAUGCUGACCGUGACGCCUGGAUGGCACGGAUCCGCUACUGUGCCGCCCUCGACUCGCAGUCGCUGGAUGGUACAAUCCUCCCCGUCGCGCAGCACUCUCUCGCAUCGCGUUUUACAAACUUUGCACGUGGUAUCAAUGCCUCCAACAAGGUCCGCCAGCUGGUCUCGAAACAAAAAAUUCGCUUCCAAAAGGAUGGAUUUGAUCUCGACCUGACCUACAUCACGCCCAACAUUGUGGCCAUGGGCUACCCGGCGGAAGGGACCGAAGCCGUCUAUCGCAACCGCUACGAGGAUACCCUGCGCUUCUUGGAAGAGCGGCAUCCCGGGGCCUACCGUGUCUACAAUCUUUGCUCCGAGCGCGCUUACCCUCCUUCACGGUUCCACAACCGUGUUGGCGUGUACCCAUUCGACGACCACAAUCCAGCGCCACUGCCGCUCGUGUUGGCGUGUUGUGCGGACAUUCAUGCCUGGUUGGCUGCCAAUCCCGAACGCAACGUAGCUGCCAUCCACUGCAAGGCCGGAAAAGGCCGCACCGGGCUCAUCAUUAGCUGUUAUUUGAUGUACGCCGGCAUUUGCCCGGAUCCGGACAGUGCCAUGACCAUGUUUGGCGCUAAGCGCACACAUAACGGCAAGGGGGUGACCAUCCCAUCUCAACGCCGUUAUAUCCGCUACUUUCAUACUAUGUUGCAAGGGGAUCGUACCGUGCCCCCGGCAACGCCAUUGACUCUGACAGGCAUACGUCUGCAUGGCGUCCCCAACUACGACUUUUCGGGUGGUUGUCAGCCCUACUAUCAGGUCUACCAAGAAGGCGUGCUCAUCUUCUCUUCAAAGCCCGCGGAGCUGCGGCAGCUUCAGGCGUACAAGCGCCAAACCCAUCGCGAUAUCCGCUUUUCGUGCAAUAUGGCUAUCGAGGGCAAUAUCCGCAUCGAGCUGUGGGACUGUGACCGUGGCUUCCAUUCCGAAGAGAAGAUGUUUGCUGCGACUUUUUUUACCGGCAUGGUUGAGGGGACGUCUCUGCGCAUGGUUCGCCAAGAACUGGACGGGGCGCACAAGAAGAAACACCUCAAGAUGUUCGAACCCCAGUUUGCAAUGGAGUUGACCUUCAAGUCUUAG